Alosa alosa (allis shad) is the source of this 7878-nucleotide messenger RNA. RefSeq names its product transforming growth factor, beta receptor III (gene tgfbr3). NCBI's taxonomy places the organism in Eukaryota, Metazoa, Chordata, Actinopteri, Clupeiformes, Clupeidae. The coding region runs from base 406 to 3000 and encodes 864 amino acids. The record is from RefSeq and is a predicted model, not a curated record. The transcript is spliced from 17 exons.
GGCCCCACCUCCGGCUGAAGCACAUAGCGAAAGCGGGGGCAAGGGAUUUAAAACUUUUUAGCGAACUAUUACCGUGACUAUUACCCCAUCAUUUAGGGAAUACUGUCGCGCUGUUUGUCAUCACAUGUUUAGAGGAAGAGGGACGGCGUGUUCAUCAACUUUGAGAGAAAAGCGAAGACACGUCCCAUCUAGAGUUUCGGUUCAUGGGCUCGAGCGGCUCCAACAACUACAGCAAAGUUCACGUUGACAAUUCUGGAGAAUUUCGGGCUGACUGAAGGUGGAGGGGAGAGAGCGCGUAGCUGCAGACACCUUUAGGAGAAGGCUUUAUCCCCGACGCACUUUCUGGUAUCCUGCGUAUCCUGCGGGUGGAAAACUUCCUGCCUGUUUGUCCAGGUGGUCUCAGCGAUGCCACAUCGACAAGCCCAUCUUCUGUUCUUUCUAGCGCUCUGCAGCGUGGCCUCUGCAGGUCCUCUGUCGCGGAGCCCAUGUGAGCUGCUCCCGGUGGGCUCGGGGCACCCGGUGCAGGCCCAGCUGAAGAGCUUCACAGCGCUGUCCGGCUGUGCCAGCCGGGGCACCACCGCCCUGCCCCAGGAGGUCCACGUCAUCAACCUGAGGAGUAGUGGAGGCUCCGACACACCUGGGGAGAAGCCCGCCGAGGUGUCCCUCCACCUGAAGCCCAUCCAGUCUGUCCGGGUCCACCAGAAGGCCCUGGUGUUUGUGCUGAACUCCCCCCAGCCCGUCACCUGGAGGCUGAAGACUGAAAACCUGGCCCCUGGAGUCAAACGCACCUUUCAUGUAUCGGAGGGCUCCGAUGUGCAGUUUGAGGUGGGCAACUUCUCUCUCUUCUGCGAGGUGAAAAAGGAGAACCUUCCCCACGGCAACGACCACCUCUUGGCCUGGGCGCAGAGGAGGUACAGGGCCAUCACCUCCUUCUCCGAGCUGAAGAUCGCACACGACGUCUACAUCAAAGUGGGCGAAGAUCCUGUCUUCUCGGACACGUGUAAGAUUGACAACAAGUUCCUCUCCUUGAACUACCUGGCCAGCUACGUGGAACCCCAGCCCUCCAAAGGCUGUGUGUUAACAGGUCCAGACCAUGAAUAUGAAGUCCACAUCAUUGAGCUGCAGGCCCCCAAUUCCAGCAGUGCGUUCCAGGUGGACGUUAUAGUGGAUCUUCGGCCCAUGGAGGCGGACAUUCCCUCGCUGCAUCGAGACGUGGUGCUGCUCCUCAAAUGUGAGAAGCCUGUCAACUGGGUGAUCAAGGCUCACCGCGUCUACGGAAGGCUGGAGGUGGUGACAUCAGACACCAUUAAUGUGGGCUCCAGCACAGAGGUGCAGAUGCAGGUCACCAAGUCCCCCAAGGUGCCCCUGCCCUCAGGCUCCCAGGCAUUGAUCCAGUGGGCCGAGGAGCACGAAUACGAGCCUGUCACCUCCUACACAAACACCCCAGUGGCCAACCACUUCAGCUUGCGCCUGAGAGAGCAAGAUUUGGUCGAUCCUCUGGAGACACUGUUCCCUCCGGAGUUGUCCAUCCUGCGUAACCCUGAUUCCGGUCCUGGUUUCUCAGCUGGCAGCGAAUCUUCCCCACCACGGGUCAGCUUGCCCUUCCCUUUCGCCCCCCGGCCUCCCCCGGGACAGAGCCUACCCUACCUGCCCCACCUGCCCCGACCGCCCUCUCUGAACGAGCAGCCCUGGGUAGGGGGAGAGGCCGAGGAACAGCACACAGCCCCGAACGUGGCCUUGAGUGUCCAGUGUGAAGAGAACAAGAUGGUGGUCAGCAUCGAUAAAGAGAGUCUGCAGUCCGGCGGCUAUGGGAAAGUCAACAUCACUCUGCUGGACCCGACGUGCCGAGCGACCUCCAACUCCACCCACUACACGCUGGAGACCCCGCUGACUGGCUGCCAAACCUCUAAAUACCCCUUCUACCUCAGUCCCGUGGUCAUCUACAUCAACUCAGUGCUGAUCAGCCCGUCGGAGUCGAGAGACGGGAGUGGCUGGCCGCCGGACUUUGAGGACCUAGAGUCGGGGGACGUGUUCCCAGGGGAUCAAGAGGGGCUGGAGAGAGCUCUGCAAACACCAAGGAAUCACCGCAUACCCAUCCUGUUCAACUGUACGUACCGCAAGAACCAGAGUCCAGACCACGGCCCCCCUAGCCUCUUCCCCGGCCCCAGCUUCCCUGGAGGGACAAAAGACAUAGUGGACAAUGUCACCUUCAGCAUGCAGCUGCACAGCACCAACCUCUUCCUCUUGGACCCCGACCAGGCCUUCUUCACCGUCUCGGAGAACAAACCCAUCUACGUGGAGGUGUCUGCUACCAAAACAGAUCCUGAUUUGAGCUUCGUGAUCCAAACCUGCUUCCUCUCCCCAAACUCCAACACCAACAUGCCGUCGGACUACACGCUGAUCGAGAACGUCUGCCCCACCGACGACACGGUCGUGUACUACCCGUCCCGAGUGGACCUGCCCAUGCCCCACGCCCAGACUGAGCGCAAGCGCUUCAGCUUCACCUUCAGGCCAAAGUUCAACACCUCGCUGAUCUUCCUGCACUGCGAGAUGUCCCUGUGCUCCAAUGGCCCCAACAGCAAUGGACUCCCUGAGUGCAUGCUGCCAACCGAGGCUUGCAAAGAGAUAUCCAUCUCCACCAUCCUGAAACUGAUGAUGAACACCAAGACCUCCACCAAGCCCCUGGUGGUCAUCUCUGACGGAGUCAUCCCAACCAUAGAGCUUCCAGUUAUGCCCACUGAAGAUGACCAGACAAUAGAACCCCCAAGUGGACCCGAAAGUUAUGUGCUGGACACCACGACAGUAGUGGGCAUUGCCUUCGCUGCCUUCGUGAUCGGAGCUCUGCUGACAGGAGCCCUCUGGUUCAUCUACUCACACACAGGUGGUCCAGCCAGUCGGCAGCAACCGCCCAAAUCUCAGCCGGCCUCGGAAAACAGCAGUGCUGCCCACAGCAUCGGCAGCACGCAAAGCACACCCUGCUCCAGCAGCAGCAAUGCGUAGCCCAGGGGGAGAACCCAAGAGAACCCAAGAGAACCCAUCCGAAUGCUGGAGAACCAUCAUGUGAACGCCUGCACAGAACGAGCACAGCACAUCACUCAAUGUCUGCAGGUGCCAGGGGAAAAGCAGACCUUUAUCUGACCACAAUUCUGUAAAUAUAAGUAAAAUCUAUUGUAGAAAUGAAUAUAUACAUAUACAGAUGUAAAGUAAAUUUAAGUAAGAUAUAUUUAUUAGAAAUAACAUUGAGAUAUAUUGAUGAGUCCCGCGUGGGAACCUAUUCUGCAUUGUGAGAGCAAAGCAGGGUGUCUAAAAAAGUUAACUAAAGACAAGCAGAAGUAUUUUUAGGGGCAUGUAGCAAACUUAACACACAAACACAAACUCCACCCUGCUGAACCCGGUCCAUCAUAUUUCUGAGAAGUCCUUGAGAAUGUGUGACAGUACUACUGCAGUUGCAAGGGCUAUUUUGGGCUUGUUAGCACACACAUGACCCGAAGUGGCACCAAGGUCUCAAAAGUCCAGUGCUGAACUUUAAAUGCUAAAACUAGAAGCCAAAAACAGAAGAGGGUGAUAAAUACCGCUGUGUAUUUUGAUUGUGAAGUGCUGCUUUGUGAAGUGCUAAGCCACAAAGGGGGACAUUGGUCCUCUUUUUUUAAAUGUAUUUUUCUACCAUAUAUGGUGUAGUUUAGACUACAUACAGAUGUCUGUUUACACCACUCAUUCUUGAGACAGCGCUACAAGUCAAACCACAAAAUCUCCACCAAUCUCCUCUUCAUCUCUUUAGAUCAGCCCCACGCUACCUUUUUUAACCACUGAUAUAAAGUAUAACUAUAUAUAAACAUUGUUUUAUGAUUCCUGAUAGCAAUAUACAGUAUAUCUUAUUUCUGCCAAGAAAUCUAAAUUAUGUGAAAAAUAUAUGAAGCAUAAUAUGCAUGCUUCAUAAUUAAGUUGGUUAGCAAGAAGUUCUGGUUUUGAUUAUGGACGGGUAUUAUCUCGUUGUACAUUUGCUACAAUGACAAUUAAGCUCAUUCAUUCAUUCAUUAUUUCUAAUGUCCACUAAGGCUCAAGACUGACUGGCGUAGGCUGGCAUCAGAAGAGGCAUUCUAUUCCUAUCAGACAUAAUCGCCUGUGUUGUAAAGUGAUGUAUAUUUUUGUGAAUAUUGUACAUAGGAGAGAGUUACUCACUAACAAAGCUACAAGAUGUGAGUAUAUAGUGUUGUGAAAAGGUGAACGGCUAGUAUUCCCCAAAGAUUUCAUGCUUCAUGUGCGACUGACAGUGAUUGAAAGCUAGCUUUGAGACAAAGUGGAAAGAAUACAGGAAGCUAAACCAGUUACAUACAUGUAGUACAGUAUUCGGAGUAACUAUCUCCAAAAUUGAAUGUGACCAAAAUAUCCUUGAGAAACAUUAAUUCAUAAUAGUAGAAUCCAUUUGCAAAAUCACCCAAGCCACCUUGAGCUGAAAUCAAUCAAAAGUGGGCACGCAAAGUAGACUGUUGUCCAGUUUUUUUUUUUCCAGGAGGCCACACAGUCCCACAUCAUAUCAGGUAAAUAGCGACACCUGUCGUGAUGCACGCAUAGCCUUAUUCCAUGAUGUUUAUCAUAUCAGCACCACAUUGGCCCUGUGCUGUGAAUUACAUUUUAAAUAUACGUAACUGAUCCACGGUCUGUGAAGUCUCCAGACAAGGACAGACAUCCUCAAGUGUAUCAUGGGGCCACUAGGGCCUGUGAGCUCCUAGCACUGACAAAUCUAAGGGCAUUCAGUUUCAAUGUAGAAACUCAUAUCUCUCAUCCAAGUCUGUGAGCAUGAAAUAUAAGACAGUUAAUGGGCACUUAGAAUGGACGGGGCAAGCAAGUUUUAAUGGACGUUCUGUUAUUUCUCAUUCUUUUUAUUUGUUACUUUUUUUUUUUGCUUGUUAUGUGUUGAUGAAAAGCCAAGAAAAAAACCCACCGUCGUGAAACCACAUGAAUGUGUCUUCAUUUUCUUUUAUUCUGUAUCGUUGUGGAGAUAAAAAAUGGUUUCUGUUUUAAAAGUGGUAUUAUUUUCUAAAGCAAGAACGGCAGGCGGGGGGAACCAGUUUGCUCUGUACACUGUAUACUGUGUAUAUUUUGAGAAGUGAAACGUCCUUCCCCCACUAAGAUCAUAUUUACACAAACUGUAUUUGUAUCAGAUCCUAUGCGUGUGUGCUAUCGCUUGCUGCAUACUAAUCUAUAGAAUGUAUUCUCGAAGCUGACAAGCUGUUGUUAUGUCCUCCGAGAGAGUGUGUAAAACAGAGUAUAUAAAUAUAAAUAUAUAUAUAUAUAUAUAUAUAUUUGUGUAAAGUUUAUAUUUUUGAAGGUAUAUUCCCAGAGCCAACUUAUAAAAAUAUUCUCUCUAAGCAUACUGUGAAUUUUGUGCGCUUGCUCUGAUUUCUUUUUUGUCUGUUUUAUCUGUUUGUCUAAAGGGAGUUGACUGAAACCCCUGGAAGUGUGUUUUUGGUGUUUCCAGGCAGAUGAAUCUCUGAGACUACCUGGGUUAGAGACUUUUUCAAUUGAACUGAAUUGAAAAAAGACAAAUGCAACCUUUUGUAUUUAUAUAAAGUGGUAAAAAGUAAAAUAAAAUAUAGUGCAUUGCCAUACUAUUAUUCCGAUUGCUGCCAUCUUGUAAGAAGAAAGUCCGGACAAGUCGAUUACUAAACUCUCCUCCUUUUGCGUCCAUUGACAGUAGUUUGCGCGGCAUUCGGUAAUAAACUUGUGCGGACUUCUCAUCCCCUGGUAAUGCACUGACUGCACAAACAGUCCUUUUUAUACCCUUCCUGUACACUUACCAAGUUAAACAUUACUCUGUGUUGUCUGUAGGGCCUUUAUUUUGAGCCUUAUCAGUGGCUUAAAGUAAAGAUUAACUUUGAUGUAUAGCGAGCUUGUACCCAAAGCUAUUGCUAUUUUAUUUCAUUGUUAAUGCAAAUUCCGGUCUUACUACUGCGAUUUACAUAGUAUUGGUGCCCAACGAAAGUUCACACUUCAUUAUUAUCCAAAAAUAGAGGUUAUUCUUAGACCGGAGUUGUCCUUUAAGCUUAGCCAGCCCAUAUUUUCAUACUAUAAAUUUACAGCCUGUCAGCAAACAUUUUCAGUUUGUGCAUUGUGCAAUGUGGUAUUUUUAUACCACGAUUCCAAUUAUAUUUGUAAGUGCUUAUAUGUCUAUUUAGACUUUUGUAAUGUGUGCAAUGCUAAAUCUGUGACGUUGACUAUAACAUUGAAAAGUCUCAGUAUUUGAAAAACAGUAACUCUCAGCUUAGAUAGCCGUUAACUCUGAAACAGAUCUGAGCACCUCAGGGCCAGAUCCAUGUGAGAGUUAUAUGGUACCAAUGGUUUCAGUCAGCUUUCUCCAAUCCUCCCUUUCUGUUUGUGUCUUUGUUGGUCAUGAAUAUGCCUUCUGGAGGCUUUCAAUGCUGUCAUUAUGAAAGUGUGUGUGUGUGUGUGUGUGUGGUGUGUGUGUGUGCGUUUUUACUUUUUUGUUUUUCUGAGAGUUAAAUGUAAAUGUAAUCACACCUAAGCUGUUAAAUGCCUGAAACCUGAGUAGAGGUCAGUGGUGUUGUAUAUAUGCUAAGGGGCUAAAAUGCUGGAAUGAGUCUGUCUGUAAGAUAUACGGUUGGCAAUGACCAUACCCCUGAACCAUUCCCACAUCUGUGUCCCCACUCCCUUGCUUACCCUCAACAAGUUUGUAAGUAACCCACCCAAAAACUAGAGCAAGUUCACUGUGUUAAAUGUACUCCCCCAUCUCCAUGAAUUAGAGGAGAACCCGUCUCCCUUUGUGUGCUCCACUUAGUGCCCUGACCCAUCCCUGUGCUGAUGACCAGCUAAUCAACACAGUCAACAUGUGGGUUAGGGCAUGUAGAACUUCCAAAUCAAACUCAGAACCUUUUCAUUAGAGGGCAUUAGAUUUGAAAUACUACGCCAGUGUCUGUGGUUCUCUCUGAGGUUACCCCGUUGGAGUCUCCCCUUAGCCCUGGUAUUAGUUUGCAGAUGUUCUGUGCUGAGCUGACUGGUGGGGGAUUGGAGAUAGAAGGAGAACGGGGGUUUGGUGGUUUCUGCUUCAUGUUCCGUACCCCUGGUUUUGUGGGGAUGGGGGGCCCUGAGCCUGGCAGGCAGCCUACACUAGGAGGGCUGGAUGUGUGUGCCCAGCAAAGCAAAGCCCCUCUCAAAUGCUGAUUGUACUUUCUAAUGGUGUUUGCGUUUGAAUGUUUUUGUGUUUCAUCUACCUCAGUAUUGUUGCUGUUGUAUGUCGUAUGUGUGAGUGUGUGCAGAUGUCUGUGUGUUGGGUGCUAGAAGUACCCGUGUGUGUGUGUGUGUGUGUGUGUGUGUGUGUGUGUGUGUGUGUGUGUGUGUGUGUGUGUGUGUGUGUAGUGCGUGCGUGCAUGUGUGUGUGUUUGUAAAACAGUUCAGUUUGUGGUUUUGGGGGAGCGAUGUAAAGCUUGGGCCAUUGAAUCACAUAUGAGCAUGGUGUUCAUAUUUUUUCCCCUUUCUCUCUUUCUGUUUGCGUGUUUGUUCAUGGUUCAGUCUUUUCAUAUAUCCAAUGUUGUUUUCAUCUUCCAAACCAAGAGCUUGGAUCAUUUUAUGAGAUAAUCCAAUGAAAGCAGUAAAGACCCAUUAUUUUACAACAGGCCGCCAGCUUUUGUGUGAAAUGUGAAAUAAAAAGGCUAGCAACCCAAGCAGGCUUUCUAUCCCAUGCCAGUCCCAGUUUCCCCUGGGCUCAAAGUUAUUUUGUUGAUGAGGGCUUGUUUAUUUUUUAUUUUUUUCAGUCUACUAAAAGCAUUUUUUCUUUCUUUGUAAAUAAUUUACGCUGUAAAUAUGCAUGCUGUUUGUAUGUUCUGUAUAGACCUAAUAAUAAAUAUGUAUAAUCUCUCAAAA